AACUCGAUCACCCACCACCAAACUCUGCAAAACCAGUCCCGAACCAGCAAAACAACCGACAGAAAAGAGGAAGAAGACGCUUUUUGAUGAAGUUUCAUUGGAUCUUGUGAUCAUGGCAGCAACAUUAGCUGAGGAGGGCCAGAGCCCCCUGGUUGCCGUCAGCUUCCAGAGAGACGUCCACAGGAAGAAGAAGUUCCUGGAGGCUGAACCCAGAGCUCUCGGGAUAACUCAGGUGGGCCUGAGUGUGUACAACAUCAUCAAUGCUGGUGUUUUUCAGGCCAAAGGCCUGAGUCAGCAAGGGACGGACAUAGCCAUCUUAAUUUCAUCUCUGUUGGUCGUAAUAGCUGGGAAUGUGGCCGUGGCGGCGCAGAGCCUCCACCUGCCUAUGCUCAGGGCCUGCUUGGGAAUGCAGAUCGUGGCCUGCGCUGCCUCCAUCUUCAACGUAGUGUGCACUUUACUUAAAAUGGAAGACUUCUACCUUUUCUGCUGGAAUGACUACGAUGAAAACAUCACUGCCAGUCAUGCUGAAAUAUGCCAUCAGACUGAAAACCUGCACAGCCACUUCUGUGCUGGGGCGAUAGUGGUCCAGUUUGCUCUGCUGGCCAUCUCUGCAACACUUGCUGCCUACUGCUGCAAGGUGGUCAACUGCUGUGGACCAGCUCCCAGAAUGCCAGUGAUCUCCAUCCAACACCCCCAGUCCACCAGUGGAGACGUGAACCAGACGGAACAAGAAUGAAGAAAUGUGAAGUGGAGACUGCCAGUCCUGCUGGUUCUUCUUUUGUAUUUACAGGACUGUCUCAGAAAAUUAGAAUAUUGUGAUAAAGUUCUUUAUUUUCUGUAAUGCAAUAAAAAAAA
Cololabis saira (Pacific saury) is the source of this 855-nucleotide messenger RNA. RefSeq lists its product as uncharacterized. The coding region runs from base 113 to 736 and encodes 207 amino acids. NCBI's taxonomy places the organism in Eukaryota, Metazoa, Chordata, Actinopteri, Beloniformes, Belonidae. The transcript is spliced from 7 exons. The record is from RefSeq and is a predicted model, not a curated record.